Molecule: messenger RNA, 521 nt
Organism: Homalodisca vitripennis (glassy-winged sharpshooter)
Lineage: Eukaryota; Metazoa; Arthropoda; Insecta; Hemiptera; Cicadellidae
Exons: 5
Coding region: 113-436 (107 amino acids)
Source: RefSeq, a predicted model, not a curated record
GUAAAUGGGACAUAGAUAAUUAUGAACUACACAAACACGUGCAAUCUUUGUAUAUAAAGCAGUGAAAAUCAGACGUUCAUUAUCAACUACAGUCCCUGUUUUUGGUGAAACCAUGAUGUGGUCUGUAUUGCUAUUCGUGACUCUCUGCAUGGUCCUAAUGGAGGUUAUCCCAUCCUCUCAACUACCAGCUGAGGAUAAUGAAAUGUUCGCCUUCCAAAAUGGACAUUUAGGAGACGGGCCGCCUGGUAAAAGAGAUGUGAGUUUUGAUGGGCAAUCAGGAGACGGGCCACCUGGUAAAAGAGAUGUGAGGUUUGAUGGGCAAUCCGGAGACGGGCCACCUGGUAAAAGAGAUGUGAGUGAUGAAAUAGUUAACGAAAAGGGCAGACUGUUGCACGGAGAGGACUGCUGGCCUCCGUCAUUGUGCAGAAGACGUUAGUACUGUAACAGCUCAAGACUGGCCUUAUUGUAUUGCAGCACUAAUCCAACUUAUGCUUGUUUGUUCUUAGCCUUGAUACUUGUAA